Molecule: messenger RNA, 2715 nt
Organism: Equus caballus (horse)
Lineage: Eukaryota; Metazoa; Chordata; Mammalia; Perissodactyla; Equidae
Source: RefSeq, a predicted model, not a curated record
UGAAGAUGUACUGGCAGUCCGUCCUUGCCGCCACACUCAGGCAGAUGGUGAUGUUGGAGAAGGGGUUGGAGAUGUUGCAGGCCAUCAUGGCACGUGCCCCCCUGGGCACAGACACCACGCCCUGGGUGCAGACUUGUUUCUGUUCCUGAUUUAUUGUUACCGGAGGGCAGCUUUUUUUUCUCAUGAUAUAUGUACCACGUUUGUGAAACAACAGCAACCGACAGAGAACAGCCGAGGAUGGAAGAACCACCGGGAAGACAUUACCUGAGAGAGGCGGUGGGCACUCAGGGCCCCUCUUUCAAGUGUGUUCUUGUACACGCGUGUGCACGCACAUGCAUGUGGUUUUACGAAUUUGGUGACUGAGUGGAGAGGGACGCCUGCCCUGAUCCUGCCUGAACCUGCUCAGAUAAUGCAAAACAGGCUGAGACCUCACAGCUGGACACAGUCCAGUGGCAGCCUUUCCAGUUUCAGGACCUGUCAGCAGUCGCCAGGAUUGGGCAUAAACAGCUCAUCACCAUUAAAUGUUGCUGGAAACCUUAUGUGGAUGGAAGGUUCUAGAAAGAGGUGUCACAAUUGCCCAUGCUGGGGCUUAUCCUGGCACCUCAGAUAAGAUCUGAUCAAUCCUUUUCCUGAAUAUUUUUACAAAAUAUCUUUUCCUAAAUUGGAAGCUUCUGACACACCCGAGGGGCCGAAAGCCAUACUUGCUGAUCAUUGGUGGUCACUCCCGCCCCCUGGCCAGAGCCCUCUGUGCCCACCUGAAGGGAGCCCCUGCCGGGCGCGGUCCUGCUCCUGACUCUGGGUCAUGCACGAGCUGCACUUUGCAGGAUGUGGGCAGAAAUUCACCUUGUGUGGUCUCACCUCUGGCCACUGGCCGGGCCCUGGAGGAAGCCUUGGGAGGCGCCUCAGUGUUUCCAGUUUCUUUCUGCCUCAAGAACAGUCUGCUGGGAACUUUGCAGGUCCUCAGAGGUCUCCCAGGGACUUCCCAGGGCUGCUCCCUUGUCACAGGAUCCAGGGCUUCCAUGGGGUUGCACCUCCCUCAUAGUGGCCUCAGAGGACACCACCUUUGUCCCUCAGCCAUCAGCAGACACACAGCUGUCUCUGCUCUGCCGCCUCUGGCCGACCUCCGCACAGCCUUUGGCAUCCACACUUCCGCAGCAGUCCAGUGCGGGUCCCGGUUCCCUGGUCUCUGGGGGCAGGAGGAGGCAGGCCAAGCUCGCCCCCAGCCAGUGAUGUGGGAGGACACGUUCCCGGGGAGGCAGCAUGCUGAUCCCCAGGACUCCAGCCCUGCCAGGACAGGUGAAGGCAUACCUGAGCCAGUGGGCAGGUGUCCUCAGGGCUGCACGGAGGAUUCACAUCCAAGGAACCUAAACCAGAAUGCCACCCAGGUGGCCACCCCUGUGCCCUGGGCACGGAGUGAGCUGCAGAGCUUCCUGUUGGCGGCCCGGUGCACCUACCAAAUGCCCAGCUGCACAGACACACCGCCCCGAAUCCUCUGUCCAGACACAUUUGUUUCCACCACAGCAACCUCGGGACUCAGCAGGAAGGGCAGGCAUGUCCUCCCUGAAGGGAGGGGCCCAGGGGCCUGCAGCAUCCAGAAGGAGGCCCUCCUGGUCGGACCAUCCUCCUCACACACCGUCCUCACUGUGAUCGGGUGUUUAUCCUUCCGAAUAAGUUUAGACUCGUGUUUCAAGUUUCAAGUAAAUUUCCUGGAUUGUUGCUUGAGAGUAAAUGACUGGAUGGAUUGUUUCAGUCCUGGGCCUGCAAACCUGUGUGUGCGAGGGCCUCAUUUCACGCAGACAUGGCGACAGACAGAUGCUGCAGUAGAUGCUCUGUAUACAGCAGGUGCUCAAUCCCUGUGGACUGUGCAGCCUCCUCACUGUGAAGGGCUCGGUCAGUCCCAGCAGCAGUGGGCCCUCGGUAGGCCACUUCAGCCCAGCUGGAUAGGUCAAAGGUCAGCCUUGGUCCUCACCUGGGCCAGGUGACACGGGGAGGUGGUGACCUCAGUGAAGACGUAUUUAUGUGCCACGUGAUGACCUGCUCAGCUGGACUUUGAGAGGGAGGGUGUGUGCUGACAAGUGAAAGGAAGGCAGCCCAGCCUUGGGGGUGGGGUAGGGUGGAAGCCAGGCUGAGGUCUGAGGUCUAGCUGUUGCUCUGGGAGGAUGCCAACCUUCAGUUUCGAGGGCAAGGCCCCCUGGGUGGGGGUGGCGGUGGGGGUGCUCCGGCCCUGAGCUUCGAUCACUCCUGGCCUGGCUGCCCUUUGCUCUGGGGCAUUUUGUCUGCCUGCCAGGGUGGAGGGGGCAAGCUCCCCAGAUAAGGUCAGCCCCACCAGACCCCCGGCCCCAUCAGCCUCCCCAGCUGACAGCCACCGAGGUUUUCACCACACCACACACCCUGAAAUCCUAACAGUUACUUUACACUGACUCAUUUUUCAAACCUUAUUAUCUAUUUUAGCCUCACCUUGAGAAAUGCGCAUCUGUAAGUCAUUGAUGGACGUGCUAUAUAUACCUAUGUUUUUCUAGUACGCAAUGAAAUGACCACAAGACAACUAAACCAGGAAGUGCCACGGACCCCUACCACUACCUGGUGGCCUCCGUAGGGGUGCAGCCUCUAGAAAGGUGGCCCCUGGCCAUCCUCUGUCAUGUUCUCAGAGGGAGGCCAGUGUCUGUUCCCGCUGAGAGCUGGCAGGGAUGCCAGCCUCCUCUUCCCGAUGCCCAA